Messenger RNA from Dovyalis caffra, 2079 nucleotides. The record is from the annotation of a GenBank genome assembly. Lineage: Eukaryota; Viridiplantae; Streptophyta; Magnoliopsida; Malpighiales; Salicaceae.
AUGAGUUCAGGUGGUUCAGAUUUAGUUAGGUUCGUUGAAUCAGUGCUAGGGUUAUCUUUUGGUGACACGGUAACUGACUCAGUGGUGGUGAUAAUUACGACGUCGUUUGCGGUUGUAGUUGGAUUGGUGGUGUUUGUAUUGAAGAGAUCCUCAGAUCGGAGCAAAGACGUGAAGCCAUUGGUGGUUCCUAAGUCACUAUCAGUUAAGGAUGAGGAGGAUGAGUCCGAGGCUCUGGCUGGGAAAACUAAGGUUACUGUGUUUUACGGGACUCAGACCGGAACUGCAGAGGGUUUUGCCAAGGCUUUAGCGGAAGAGGUCAAAGCAAGAUAUGAGAAAGCAGCUGUUAAAGUUGUUGACCUGGAUGAUUAUGCUAUGGAAGAUGAUCAAUAUGAAGAAAAAUUGAAGAAAGAGACUUUGUCAUUAUUCAUGGUUGCCACUUAUGGAGAUGGAGAGCCAACUGAUAACGCUGCGAGAUUUUAUAAGUGGUUUACUGAGGGAAAUGAACGGGGAAUCUGGCUUCAACAGCUUUCUUAUGGCGUUUUUGGCCUUGGCAACCGUCAAUAUGAACAUUUUAAUAAGAUAGCAAAGGUGCUUGACGACCUGCUCUGUGAACAAGGAGGAAAGCGUCUCGUUCCUGUUGGUCUUGGCGACGAUGAUCAAUGUAUAGAGGAUGAUUUUUCUGCUUGGAAAGAAUUGUUGUGGCCUGAGUUAGACCAGUUGCUCAGAGAUGAAGAUGAUGUGAAUACUCCAUCUACUCCGUAUACAGCUGCUAUACCUGAAUAUCGAUUGGUGAUUCAUGAUCCUUUCAUGACAUCUGUUGAGGAUAAAUUCUCAAAUUUGGCAAAUGGGAAUGUUUCUUUCGAUAUUCACCAUCCAUGCAGAGUCAACGUUGCUGUCCAAAAAGAGCUUCACAGAGCUGAGUCUGACCGGUCUUGCAUACAUCUGGAGUUUGAGAUCACAGGGACUGGAAUUACAUAUGAAACUGGAGAUCAUGUGGGGGUGUAUGCCGAGAAUAGUGACGAAACAGUUAAAGAAGCAGGGAAGUUGUUGGGCCAACCUUUAGAUUUAUUGUUUUCUAUUCAUGCUGAUAAUGAGGAUGGCACAGCUAUUGGAAGUUCAUUGCCUCCUCCUUUCCCAGGUCCCUGCACACUCCACACUGCAUUGGCAUGUUAUGCAGACCUCUUGAGCCCUCCUAAAAAGGCUGCUUUGCUUGCUUUGGCUGCUCAUGCCAGUGAACCUAGCGAGGCAGAGAGACUAAAGUUUUUAUCAUCUCCGCAAGGAAAGGAAGAGUACUCUCAAUGGGUAAUGGCAAGUCAGAGAAGUCUUCUUGAGGUAAUGGCUGAGUUCCCAUCCGCAAAACCUCCCCUUGGUAACUUUUUUGCUGCAGUGGCUCCUCGGCUACAGCCUCGUUACUAUUCUAUCUCAUCCUCUCCUAGAUAUGUUCCCAAUAGAGUGCAUGUGACCUGUGCUUUGGUAUGUGGCCCAACUCCUACUGGUAGAAUUCACAAAGGGUUGUGUUCAACUUGGAUGAAGAAUGCAGUUCCUCUAGAGAAAAGCCAUGACUGUAGUUGGGCUCCCAUUUUCAUCAGAACAUCUAAUUUCAAGUUACCAGCUGAUCCUUCAACUCCAAUUAUUAUGGUGGGUCCGGGUACUGGAUUGGCACCUUUCAGAGGAUUUCUACAGGAAAGAAUAACCCUGAAAGAGGAUGGUGCACAGCUUGGUACCGCCCUGCUUUUCUUUGGAUGCAGAAAUCGCCGAAUGGAUUUCAUAUAUGAGGAUGAGCUCAAUAAUUUUGUGGAGCAGGGUGUCAUAUCCGAGUUGAUUGUUGCAUUCUCAAGGGAGGGACCACAGAAGGAAUAUGUUCAACAUAAGAUGGUGGAUAAAGCAGCAGAGAUAUGGAGUAUAAUUUCUCAAGGGGGUUAUCUUUAUGUGUGUGGUGAUGCUAAGGGUAUGGCUAAAGAUGUUCAUCGGACUUUGCACACUAUUGUUCAAGAGCAGGGAGGCUUGGACUCAUCUAAAACUGAGUCCAUGGUGAAGAAACUCCAAAUGGAAGGACGGUAUCUAAGAGAUGUCUGGUGA